AUGUUCACAGCGAAGAUGAUUGGUGCUAUGCCAGCAGUGGCGGUGCGCCACGAGCGUCGGCGGAAUGAGAAGAGAGGCGGAGGACGGCGGCCGUCGCAGCUGCCCCUACAGCUGGGAAGACCGGGGGAAGGAGAGCCCACGCCCUCGCCUGACCACCACAGACCACUAGCAGAAGUUGUAUGUAGCAAGUUGCUGGCCCUCCACUUCGUAGUGGGCACCCUCCUCCUGGGCAUCGUCAUCAUGGUGGUGGGAGUCGUGCAGCUGUCUCCAGGGGCUGAGGCAGCGCAGCACCGGGACCUUGUGGGCAUCGUCAUUGUGGUGGAAGUCGUGCAGCUCUCUCCAGGAGCUGAAGCAGCGCAGCACCGGUAUUACCUGAUGGGGACAGGCGCUGUCCUCAUGAGUGCUGGAGUGCUGGGAUGUGUACUCAGAUGUAUUUUCCUCCACUGGCACAAGAAAUACUACCGGGAGGAUCACCGCGAACCGGCGCACAAAAACGGCGUGUCCACCGUCGAGGCCGGCCACGACAAGCAUGUCGCCGACAAGCAUGUCGCCGACAAACAUGUCGCCGACAAACAUGUCGCCCACGACAAGCAUGCGCCCGCGCACGCGCAGGAAAAGAAGCUGAAGAGUCAGGCCAGUGUCGGGCAUGCCGAGGUGCUGAUCAAACAGCCGUCGGCCGCUAGCGACACCUAGAUCUAGAUUAAAAUCGACCACUAGAUAAUCUAGGAUAAGUGCUGCUCGGGAGCGGCUUUCGCUUUUUGAUAGUUAAAUAAGUUUUAUGCCAUUGGACUUUUGACACAUUGUGCCGCCUUUAAAAAUCUGUUAUCGAUGUAUUACUUACUCGUAGCGCAUCUCACUGGCAUUAAUACAAAAGUAUCAGGUACGUGCAAAAUCCACGGUCGGAUUACGACUGAACAAAAUCAAAUACAUACUAUUAUUUAAAUAUUACGUACGAGACAUUAAAAAUAAAAAAAACUGUAAUUCAAAUAUGUAACUAUAUUUGAAUAAAAUAACUUUUUAAUCUUAUUUAAUCCAAUACAAAAAGUCUAAUAAGAUAUCACAUAAUAACUCAUCAUUACUCUUAUCUUACUUAUCUAAACAUUUAACAACCAAAAAUGCUAAUAAGAAAUUUUAUUUAUAUACAUUAUACAUACAAUAUUUACAAUUUUUUACAUAUCGCAAAUAUAGUGAUACAAAUAUACGAACAUCUGUUUCAAAUCAAACCACUCGAGCUCAAUUAUAUGAUUCAUAUGUUACCCUUGACUGACUGUCUGUCUGUCUGUAACAGUUCAAUCCUAAGAUCCUAACCUCAAUGCGAGUUGCAAAAUAGCGUGUUCGGAAGUGCAUCGUCAAGUUCUUCAAAUCUGUGUAUGAUUCUAUUGUAGAUUUUUUCUAACACGAACUAUUUCGGUAGUUUUUUGUAGCAAUUAAACCGAUGUCUGCAGACUUUUUGGGUUGUAAAAUUUUACAUUUGUUUUUUUAGACGUUUGUGUAAAAUUUCGAACCCUCAUUGCUGUAUUAAUAAAGAUAACAAAGCCCUUGCGAACAAAAUAAUUUGUAAUUACUGAAUCCAAUCACUUCAGUGACAUUGUAUAAUACGACAUUUCAGUGUGUACGAGUAUGUACACGUGUACUACAAAUAUCAUAUACAAAAAGCGAAAGUCGCCACCCGCGGGCAGCGAGUGUAUGGUCUGAGCUCGUGCAAGCGCACCAACAUCUCGUUUAUUUCGUGUUAAGACAAUUCCUUCCAAUCGCGUUAAUUUCCCUUAAUUUAUUUCGUGUACAUAUUAAUUAGAUAUACCCAUAUAUCUAUGUACUAACAGUUACAUAUCAUUUUACUUAGAACCCGGUCAUGUAGUUUUAAGUUCGUGCUCCGGCUAAACUCGAUGUAUAUAUGUAAACGCGCCAGAUGACCGUUGAGCACUCCAAAUUUCAGUUUUCAAUAUAUUUUUGAGACCCUUUACAAUUUUAACCUCUGUACUUAAAAAUUGAUUGAUUUUGUUGCUGCAGCUUUAGAGGGAAAAGUUUGCACUGAUGUAUGUGAAUAUUGUCGCGAACGUGAACAAAUGUUUAUAGUUAUUUUUUUCUUUCAUCAUCGUGUAUAUUCAUAGUUUUAUUGUUUGGGGUAAAAUAGAACACAUUUGAGCCAAGCUUUUCUCCCUAGAGUUUCAGAUUUGUAGAUGUCGCAGUCAGUUUAAUCAGGAUUCUGAACCCAUUUGUACCAUUUUCUACGACGACUGCGGCCGUAGCUGACAUAGAAUCGGUAUCAAAAUUAUAGAUAAGGACCACUCUACUCAUGAACAUAUUAAAUUUGAAAACUACUAAAUUUAUUGACAUUCUAAAACCUUACCGUCCGGUUAAAAGAAAGGUAUUUAUUUACUCAUAAAGUUAUUUAAACAGUUUUAAUCUAAAUAUAAACAUUGACAUACAAUUACAGGUUAUAGACCAGGCCCCAAUUUCACCACGGUGACAGGUGCGACAAUUGUAAAAUAUCACUGUUACUGACGUCACAGGCAUCCAUAGGCUACGGUUACCGCUAACCAUCGGGCGGGCCGUAUUCCCGUUUGCCACCAUCAUUGUAUUAUUAAAAAAAACCUUAUUAUAUCGGAGAAAACCAGAUAUUUCUCUUGCUAUGUUUAUGACAACUGUCACAGAAACACUACAAUUGUCACAAAAUUCCAACAUAUACCUACCUCAUUACCUGUCAAGAAUUACCUACAAUUCUUCAAAAUCUUGACAAUUGUCAGAAACUUCGCAAGAGAAAUAAUAUCUGUUUUUUUCCAGUAUAAUAAAGUUUUUUAAAUAAUAAUGAUGGUGGCAAACAGGAAUACGGCCCGCCCGAUGGUAAGUGGUAAUCGUAGCCCAUGGAUGCCUGUGACGUCAGCAACAGUGAUGUUUUACAAUUCUCGCACCUGUCACCGAUAUGAAAUUGGGGCCAGAGCUUUCAUUUUAUUAGGUACAUAUACCUAUAUACUAAACAAUUCCCAAUUAAAAAAAAGUAUCUUAUACCCUUCUUAAUUUACAUGAACACAUUUCAAAAUAUAUCGAUUUUGACCUGUAAAACAAAGUCAUUGCAUUUAAUAUAAGUUAAGAUUCAAUUACGAUCAUUUAUGUCAUACAUACUUAAUGACGAAUUUAUCUGAAGUUUUAAUUGUAGUACUAUGUUUUGUAGUUGUGUUGUGACGUCAUAUGAUUGGGAUAAAUCCGCGAUUUGCGGUAAUCAUAGUUAUAUCAGUAACAUAGUUUUGUGUACUAGGUGUUGUCGAUCGGUGUUUUAAUAUUACAAGCAUAACAUAGACCAACGAUAACGUAAUUUUAACAGGUUUAUUAGCUGGAGUUUCUGAAAUGUGAUGUCAAAAUGUUUAUGAACAUAGAAGGAAAAAUAGAGGGAAAAAGAAGAGGAAGGCCUAGAAUAAAUUAUUUCAAACAAAUAAAAGAAUGGGUUCAGGUCGUGUCAUACCAGAAGGUUAAGAAGUUGGCAGAGGACCGGACGGGUUGGAGAUUGCUCCACCGACAAGAGCUCAGCUCUUAAAUAUAAAGAAGAAGGAGUCAAUUUGUUUGAAACUUGAGUUCAAACAUAUCAUAUAUAUUAUCACGUCACAAGAUAUUUGAUUCUCGUGUGAUUUUUUCAUAUUGCUAUAGCAAUAGCAAGAACAAAAUACCAAACAUAAUUUAUUUGUGCGGGGAUGGUGGGCGUAUUUGUCUACGUGACAGCGUGAUAAAAACAGCGUCAGCGAGUUAAAAAGUGACACUUAUUUUAUCAUAUAAAUCCUUUAUAAUUCUCCUGCCAAGCUGUCUAGCGGACAAAUCUGUCAAUAUAUAGGUAGGUAUAGCGAUUUCUGCUUGAUCGUAAAGUAUUCCUUAUGUACUCAACAAGCACAUAAGCAUCACAUUCCAGGAAGCCCAGUACUAGCGUCAUUGUCAUCACUAUAUUGUGUUGAUUUAGUGUUUAGCCAACUAUUUCAAGUAGGGAAAUAUAUUGUUUUGCAUCCUUCUUCGAGUCAUUAAUUAAAUUAAAAGGGGAGGUCAGGGAGAAGUAUUCGACAGUAAUAAUUAAUUCGUGGUUAAUAAAAGCAUAACUUAAAAAUAUUUCGAUUACAGUAGGUAAGUAAUCAUUUGGGAAAUGAAACUGGAAAUUUUAUAAAGAUUAUAUUCGCCCCGGCCGCCCCUAUCUGAUUUCUUUACUAAAUUCGAAAUAAUAUUGGAAUUUAUAUCCUAAGAGACUGAAAUGAGUGUUCUAAAGUAAAUUUCAAGGAUGUAUCUUAUUUAACGGUUUUUGAUACGUAUUUUUUCGCUUCAUUGACGGAUCGUUUAACAUUUUGUAUGUUCCGCUGAACUUAGGACAUUCGCGUAUACAACUUUACAGUAGAACUAACUUUGAGCGAGAAACAAAGUUCUUCAAUGCCCAGAAAUGGUAAUAACUCCUUUGAUCAUUACUACUUAUAUCAAACUCAUCUUCUAACCAAAAAAAUAUAUGCUAACUAAACAUAAUAUCUAAAAUAUUGUUUUUCUUAUUUCGUUUUCUGGGACACGUCACGUAGUGCCAGAGCCAAGUUCAGUGACUAAGUUUCCUUUAGAACGCUACGGAAAUGAUAAAUAAUGUUUAUAUGUUUCACUUGGGUCCAAUGUUUCGGUGAAAACAUUUGACUUUCGGAUAUCUCGUGCAUGCCUUCACAAACUUGCAGCCUGUAUGAGAAAACGUAGUUCUAUCUCUUUUCUAUAUGGAAUGAGAUAUUCACAAUCGUCCGCAGCUAAUUGAGAGGGCAUGCACAAUAUUUUACUUUAUCCCUAAACGAAAUAUAUAUGCUUUAAGCAAGAAAAAGUAUUGUUUGUAAAUGAGUAAUACUCCUCGUUAGGUAUUAGAUAGCAUACAUCGCAUUUUAAAAUAUCUCUUUAAUGAAUAUUCAAUUCAACAAGGAUGGCCAUGAUUUUAUUAGGGAUUGACAGACACCGAAGUGUGGCUGGAAGAGGCAAAUGAAUGUUUAUUUAAGUAUUCCAUACUCUAUGAUACGUUCGUCGAUGUGUUAGGUUAAGGAUAGUGUUACAGUAAUAUAAUAUCUACAUUACAUUAGACGGUAAAUUAUUUAUUUCAAGCAUAGCUUCAGCUCUGAAUCUCGUGCUUGGAAAUUGUUGCCAAAGAUAUUUUAUAAAUUUUUAACCGUCUUUAGUUACUUAAUCGCAUGUUAUACGGUGGGUGCUGCAAGAAUUGAAUUGAGAGUGAUGCAGGAAGUUUUUACAGUUAUAUUUUACUAAUAUUUUCUCUAGUUUAUCGUUAGCCGCUUAAAGUGGGCAACCGUGCCAAAACCGCGACCGCGGGGGAGUCAGGCGACCCGCAAUCUCUUACUUAAGCUUCCAUAUUAAAUUGUAAAAAUAGCUUAAACUGUAUUAAAUAAACAUCUUUUAAGUUGUCUGGCUGUUGAGGAAAAAAGUCAAACAGCCAAACAGUGAUUCAGGAAUAUUCGCUAUUAGCGUCGCGUAAAGUCAUACAUUUUCGAUAAACGUUAAACAUUCCGCUGUGGCUUCGUAUUGUAUGAUUAUACCGUCAAUGGAAUAAAUUAUAUGUGAAACGCAUAAAUUAAUGUUUAGUAUUAUGAACAAUGUAUCAUUGUGUACAAUAAAUGUUGUGUUAACCAUUGAAAAAAAAAAUCUGUUCAUACAUAUAUAAUAUAUAUGUAUUUAUGUAUCCUAAAACUAACAUUCGGACUAGAGGUUCCUUUAACUACCCGCCCUCCCAACACCCCCUCUAUUCACUGUGAUAAAAUAAUUGUAAGAUUAAAGCAAAACAAUGAUAUGUAUUUAUAACAUUACUGUCUAUCAAAAAUAAUUAAGUUUUAAGACAAAAUAUCCUUACAGUUAUUUCUGAACAGUUCUCAAUUCUCAAAAAGUUAUUGUUUUGUUCAUGUGUUUGUGUAUCACAGUGAAUAAUUUUAAUAUUCAAACCUGGUAUAUAAUUAUUGAUCAUUCGCUAAUAACACUCCAUCAAAACCAUUGUAAAUAUCAUUUAUGGCCUGAUUUUAUUUAUUAAAUAUUUUUAAACCAAUCUCACGCGACACAGGCCCUACAUCUAAAUUUUAAUAUUACUGUUCAAAUUAUUGUUUUUAAUAUUUAUCAUUAUAUUGACAUGUUUUAUAUUGAUAUAUUUUAAUUUAAUUACGACUGUGCUGUUUUAUAUCUCAUAUAUUUUAUACCAAUGUCUCUAAAUAAAAUGUGGACGGAAA
Cydia fagiglandana is the source of this 6218-nucleotide messenger RNA. RefSeq lists its product as uncharacterized. The transcript is spliced from 4 exons. The coding region runs from base 1 to 693 and encodes 230 amino acids. NCBI's taxonomy places the organism in Eukaryota, Metazoa, Arthropoda, Insecta, Lepidoptera, Tortricidae. The record is from RefSeq and is a predicted model, not a curated record.